This is a messenger RNA of Aspergillus aculeatus ATCC 16872, 1095 nucleotides long. RefSeq lists its product as uncharacterized. The transcript is spliced from 7 exons. The coding region runs from base 1 to 1095 and encodes 364 amino acids. The record is from RefSeq and is a predicted model, not a curated record. Gene Ontology annotation, biological process: spliceosomal complex assembly; protein phosphorylation; regulation of mRNA processing. Lineage: Eukaryota; Fungi; Ascomycota; Eurotiomycetes; Eurotiales; Aspergillaceae. Gene Ontology annotation, molecular function: protein kinase activity; ATP binding.
AUGCUUCUUCGGAAUGAGAACUCCUGUACGCUGGCUGACCCAGUUGUUGAGCACCUCCACAUUUUGCGGGUCAAUCGACGAAGAGUAUUAUCCAAGAUCGCGUAUACUACUCUGCCUCUUGACACGCCCGUCGAAGAGGAGACGUUGGCCUACUAUAAACCUGAGUAUUACUAUCCCGUUAAGAUUGGCGACGUAUACGAGACCCGGUAUCUGGUUACCGGUAAGCUCGGCUAUUGGGCGUAUUCCACAAGCUGGCUAUGCCGGGAUCUCCAGAACGACCAGUAUAAAGUGCUGAAGGUGUCUACAUCGCUGCCAUCAUUUCCGACCGCAUCAGGUCGCGAGCUUAAGAUCUAUGAGCAUCUAGCCAGAGUCAAUUCUACGCAUCCAGGUCAAGCGCUGAUCCGCGAGCUUUAUGAUUCCUUCGACCUUCACGGACCUGCCGGGCAACACAUGACCUUGUUGGAAAUGAUGGGGCUUAACUCCAGGCCGUUUAACCUGCCUCUUCUCAAAAUGACGGUGAAGCGUCUGCUUCUGGCCCUGGACUUUUUACACACCGAAGCUAAUGUCAUCCACACUGACAUCAAGACGGACAACCUAAUGCUGAGUCUCGAGGACGACGGCAUGCUGGCGGACUUUGCGAGAGCCGAAGCAGAGGAUCCCAGCCCUCGAAAGCAGGUUGAUGAGUCUUGUAUGAUCUAUCAGAGUCGGCUCCGUCGACCCGCCAUCGAUAUCUGGAACCUGGCAGGCUUGAUAUGGGACCUUUUCGAAGGGGAGCAUUUGUUCGAAGAUACUUUCGAUGCCAAAGGCGGCCACGACCCGUUCAAGCAUCUGGCACGUAUGGUCGCCUUGAUCGGGCCGCCGCCAGAGGAAUUCAUUCGCCGCAGUGAAACGACCGAACAGUGUUUUGACCCUAGUGGCGCCUGGGUUGCCCAUGAAGAAGCAGUUGUGCCAAUGAUCUCCUUAGGGAGCCUAAAAAAGCGACUCGCAGGGGAAGAGAAGGCGGAGUUCAUCCAAUUCAUGAUGUCAAUGCUGAAGUGGCUACCAGAGGAACGCAAGACAGCGAAGCAGCUGCUCGGGGACCCGUGGCUAUUUUGA